Bubalus bubalis (water buffalo) is the source of this 2326-nucleotide messenger RNA. It is a transcript of the gene C4H12orf56, whose product is annotated as chromosome 4 C12orf56 homolog. The coding region runs from base 290 to 2179 and encodes 629 amino acids. Lineage: Eukaryota; Metazoa; Chordata; Mammalia; Artiodactyla; Bovidae. The record is from RefSeq and is a predicted model, not a curated record. The transcript is spliced from 13 exons.
CCAGGAUUGGGGGGCGGGGCCAGACGCGGGGUGGGUGUGUGUGGGGGGUGUGUGUGUGUGUGUGUGUGUGUGUGUGUUGGUGUGUUGGGGGCGGGGAGGCGGGUGCUGGUCCAGGGGGCCAGACGCGGGAGCUCCGAAGCCUGGGGCCCGGCCACCAGCGCCCCGGGAGGCGGCCGCGCGGUUUGGCGGCUUUGUGGCGCUCGCGGGUUCCACCGCGGGCGGCGCGGAGGCGGGGUCGGACAGAGGCCCCCGCCGACCCCGGCACUCGGCGGGGCCGCGGGCGCCCUGCAUGGCCAGCCCCGCGCGCUGCGGCUUCCCAGUGCGCAAGAAUAGCCGCCUGGACGCCUUCCUGCGGAGGCAUCUGCCGCCCGAGGUCUACGACGCCGUCCGCGCCUAUGAGCAGUGCAUCGUGGUAUCUGACUCGGAGAAACACACCUUAAAGUACGUGGUGCUCACUGACCGGCUCAUCUACCUGACCGAGAACCCGCCCAAGUCCAUCCGACGAGUCGUGGCGCUGCGGGACAUCGUAGCCAUUGACCUGAUUGAUGAUUACCCAGAAUUUCUAAGUCCACCAGAUAGAGAAACCAACCAACACAUUCGUAUCAUUUAUUAUUCAACUGUUUUAAAAAAAGAGUGUGAAAAAUCAAAAGGUGUCAGGAAAUUCUUAUUUCCAUUUCAUCAUGCCAAUGCUAACAACAAAAAAGUCAAAGAAGAGAAUAAUGGGCCUAUCUUUUGGAGAGGCAAAAAGUCUAACAGUCUGAAUGAAUCCAUUUUCAGGUACCACGAGGAGAGCAGCACAGCAUCCAAGGACUCAACUUUCGGCCCUACUUCAGACCUGAAGAAGCUGUCCCUUCAUGGUCAAAGAGCCCGUGGACCCUUACCUAACCCCUCCAGGAGAAGUUGUCACCUCACAUCAGCCAGUAGCAAAGCUAGUGGGCCAUUUUGUAUAACAGACACAAAAGAACCCCAGGGGCUUUCAGAUCACAAAGACUCUCUAAGUGAAAUCCCUUUCAAGUGCAAUGGGAACGGAAAUGAGUUUUACUUAGGAAAUUCCACCCUGGCUUCCCCUUUACAGAGCAACCCAAACCUAGAGAGAAAGGAGUCAGAACUUCAUUUGUAUGUUAUUUCCACAACGUCAUCAAUAUUUCUGCACUUAAAAAGUUCAUGGAACAAUUAUAUUAUAAAAGCUACUCUUUUACAAGAUCCCCUAUAUGUUAGUGAGCUCAGUUCUGCUACUGGAAGUCAAAAGCCAUACAGAUCUGAGGAGAAAAUUAAGCACUUUGGUCAGCUUAAAUCUGAACUUUUUCUUAAAGACAACACGUUGAGGAAGAUACUUUGUUUAAUUACGGAACUUAAAGUAACAGCCCAGAAAAACUUCAUUCUGAAAAGACUUUUCUGGAAAACCAGUGACCUUUUCUAUUUCCUAGUGAACAAACUUCAUGAAUACUUGCCAGAGUCUAGGGAUAAGAAUGCACUUCACAAUAGAAGCCAAAGGGCUGAUGAGCUGGUGGUGUGCAUUGAAAUUAUACAGACUCUGGGACGGAUGUUCAGAGAAACAGAAACUGAGUCAUUGCGCCUGAACAUAUUAGCAGCUAAGACGGGAACACUAUUUAACCUUUUGGUAAUUUUAAUUAGCGAGCCUCAGAUUCCAAAAUCAGGUCCUGUGUUUGACAUCCAGUUGGUGGCUGACUCAACUUCAGUUGAGAUGUCUUUUGAUGCUGAGUUACAGAAGCUUAUCCUGGAAUAUACAGAUACAGCUACAGCACUUUUGUAUGAGAUACUUCUUGUCUUUCAGCAGGGAAAUCUUGGAUUGGAGUCAACAAAGUUUGCUAUUAGCUGGAUAAUGUCCUUUCUACAAAGUUGUCCUCCCAUAAUUACUUUUGUGGCCAGUAUCGUGAAACAAGUGGUGAAGGGCCUUUCAGCUUCAUUUCAGCUGCUAAGUCCUGGCCGAGCGGUUUUGUUGUACCAGCAGUUUUACAUCCUGAAGAGCUGCCUGCAGUACAGCAAGACUUUAGCUGAGUAUAUUAGGAACAACUACAGAGAAGAAUUCAGGUACUUUAUUCACAUGCCAGCAUUGGAAAAAAGGCUCCCAUUAUGUUACCCUAUUACCCAACCUACCACUCAACUUUUCCAUGAAGUUCUGAAAUUGGUUGAACAGAAACAAUCUGUGAAAUGUUAAUAAGAGUAUAAAAUGUUAAUUGGAAGUCAACUUAAUAUUUAUUAGAAAUACAGCUAUUCCUGUAUUCUACAAAAAAGAUCUUAUUUGAAGGUUCCCUCAAUACCUCUCUGAGAGAAGUCUUUAAAAAGAAAAUGUUCAAUACAAUGA